Messenger RNA from Juglans regia (Persian walnut), 1563 nucleotides. RefSeq lists its product as uncharacterized. The coding region runs from base 25 to 1404 and encodes 459 amino acids. NCBI's taxonomy places the organism in Eukaryota, Viridiplantae, Streptophyta, Magnoliopsida, Fagales, Juglandaceae. Gene Ontology annotation, biological process: interstrand cross-link repair. Gene Ontology annotation, cellular component: Fanconi anaemia nuclear complex. The record is from RefSeq and is a predicted model, not a curated record. The transcript has 10 exons.
GCUAUUCAGCUAACUUAGAAGAAGAUGGGGUGGAACUACCCGGACAUAUCCUUGGACGAACUUGUGAAACUGACAAAAGGGUUUGUGGAUAUACUUAUUCUGGCAUCUGGGUACCAGUCCUCUGGUCUUAUUGCCCACUGGGAUCCUCAAAACAUCAAGAAAGCCUUCCAGUGGGGCCGCUUCUUUGAAAAUGUAUUCAGCCAUUUUAGCAGCUCGGAUGUUUAUCAGGAGUCGGUGAAGGAACUUGACAAAACUCUUUCUGAACUGACUUCCAGCGCCUCUUUCCCCCAGGGUCUUGCACAUCUAUCAUCUGCUACUCUUGCGAAUGCACAACGAUUUGUGUUAGAACAUCUUAUCCAUGUUCUACCUUUGAGUGAUGCACAUCUCAGAGCCUUUCUGACUGCAACAAUUGAGAUGGAGCUUGAUCAGCUAUCUGGAACAGAGAAUAAUUGCCUAGAUGCAUAUCUGAACAAGUUGACUCUGCAGAAGACAUCACUAAUUCCAGCACCCGAUAGAAAGGGUUUCAUGAAGGAUUUAGUUCUUUCAUCUCCAGAUAUUGCUCCAAUUAAGGAUUUUACAAAGUAUGCUGUUCAAGAGAUCUUGAAGAGGCGAUGUGCUGUGUCUUGCAUAUCAACAGUUGAGACAGGCUUAGAUAUUCUCUCAAAUGCCAUCAGACGAAGAAGCCUAUCGGACAAUAACUUACUCAAUGAACGACUAAGUGAAGAAAAAGCUCCAAUGAAUGUAGAGUUAUUGCUGGAUUUAAUCACAUGGAACCACUGGAAAUCAAGGAAUCUCUCAUAUUUCAUUGAUAAAAGAACUCUUAGAUUAGUCUCCGGUGCUAGCCUGAUAUUCUGUGGUCCUAAGGACCAGUGGAUGAAAGUUUUUCAAGGGCUGAAUAUUUCAGCCGAAAGAAGUGAUAAUGAUUUUAGUGAAACAAUUGAGCUCUUGUUACUUGGAUGCAUUGCAAGCAGGUGGAACUGUCUAAUUGAACAUUUCAUGUCCGUUUCUUAUUUUUCGCUUACUAUCUCAGAGCAAUAUCAUCAGGUGUGCCGCUUAGUUAUGGGAAGAUCCCAAACUCUUAAUACUAGAGAGCAAACAACGAACUCAAAGGAAAGUGGCAUUCUCGAGUACCUGACUGGACAGUUGGGCAGUCAACAACAUCAAUUAUGGAAACUAUCCCCUGCCCUUGCAGCAGCUGCAAUUCCAACCUGGUCACCCUUAUUAAGGUUGUAUAUGACUGAAAUGGAGAUUCAAUUCAAAGGAGAUUUUUCUGCGAUAAGAUACUGCAAUUGUACUCAAGAUAUGAAGGAACACAAAAAUUGUGAACUUGCUGAGAGAAUUUGGUGCCUCUACAUCUUUCAUGUUUGUGGCUCUCAUCUACUGCAUGGUGCCGGUAGUGCUUGAUAGUUGGCUAGUUUAUUGCAGUUCUCAGGCAUGUUGGUAUGGACAGUGUGAAUAUUUUACGUGAGAGAAGACCUCAUCCUACUUUUGUUUCAGUGACACUUCUAGGAAAGAAUCAAAUAUUUUGAGUAAAAUGGAAGGAAAGUCACAGAGAACAAGUGG